This is a messenger RNA of Aplosporella prunicola CBS 121167, 642 nucleotides long. RefSeq lists its product as uncharacterized. The coding region runs from base 1 to 453 and encodes 150 amino acids. The record is from RefSeq and is a predicted model, not a curated record. The transcript has a single exon. Lineage: Eukaryota; Fungi; Ascomycota; Dothideomycetes; Botryosphaeriales; Aplosporellaceae.
AUGGCUGGUGAUACGGUUCAUCACAGCGGGGAACUGCGGCCACAUCCCUGGCAUCCGCUGCCUAAAGCCAUCUUGCCGCAUCCGUUUACCAUGAGCACCAGUUCAGUAUGCCCGGGUGAGCUGUUUGAAGGAGUUCUGCGCGAUAGGAAGGAUAGCCCGUUUUAUCUUCCCGCCAGUGGGCCGCAUGUACACUACGAUAUUCCCACUAUGAUCGAGUCAAUCGAGAAGCUACAAGAGGCGGAUGCGCACGACGAUAUUCUUUUCGUUGCAGCACACGACGACACGCUCUCGGAUAUCGUUGAUUACUUCCCUAAAACGGCGAACGACUUUGUAAAGAAGGGCUGGGUCAAACAAGCACGGUGGAGGUUUCUUAGAGAUUUUGCAAAAGCUGCGGGAUAUACAGGUAAGAUUGUUGCCGAAACAGACUACUCACCGGCAGCGGAAAACGUAUAAGUACAGGGAAGGAAUCUGAUAAAUAGGAUGUGGAAUACAACAAUUUCUUUAAGCCAGAGAUGCUUCAAAGAUUUGCAGAAAAAUAACUUGAGUGAUGACUCGGAUCUCUAUGCUACAUUAACGAUACAAACCUGUACAUGUUCGCUGUACAAUGCCGCUUAACUAACUGUAAAGCUGGGCGCGAGGAAU